Messenger RNA from Boleophthalmus pectinirostris (great blue-spotted mudskipper), 5280 nucleotides. RefSeq names its product family with sequence similarity 72 member A (gene fam72a). Gene Ontology annotation, cellular component: cytosol. The coding region runs from base 403 to 852 and encodes 149 amino acids. The transcript is spliced from 4 exons. Lineage: Eukaryota; Metazoa; Chordata; Actinopteri; Gobiiformes; Gobiidae. The record is from RefSeq and is a predicted model, not a curated record.
UGUAUACAAACAAAGCUGACAGAUGCGUUAGCUGUUAACCAAAUUUGAAUGGAUCGCUCGCUAUCCCCGUGAAAGAGACGGGUUAGUCGCUCAUUUCAGACGCUUAACUACCAAAAGAGAAGAUUGCAUUUAAACUUUUUACCUUGUCGUAUUGGAAACGUGAAAUAUUUGCCCGAUUGUUGACGAGCUAGCGUAAAUUAGCUACCCGAUCCGUCGCUUGAGGUUUAAACAAGGGCACAAGCAUCAACGCUCAACACGUUACCUCAAAAUUACCGCUUUUCCUGCUUUAAAUACGAAUACAGGUUCGCGUUUUGUGAUCGGAUCGCUUUUUCGGGACUGUUUAUUAUUUCUUGAAGACUGGACGAGUGGAAGAGGGACGCAGCGUUUAGCAGGAUAACAACUAUGUCUACAUCCAACGCUAAUUUUAAGAACAAAUGUGUAAGCCAGGUGAACUGCAUCUUCUGCGACAGUCUGCUCUGUACGAGGGGGAUGAAAGCUGUACUUCUUGCAGACACCGAGGUGGAACUGUUUUCGACCGAUAUUCCUCCAAACAGAACUGUUGACUUUGUGGCCAGCUGCUACUCCACCGAAAGCUGUAAAUGCAAACUGCGAGACAUAGCCUGCCUCAAGUGUGGGAACGUAGUGGGCUAUCACGUGGUGGCCCCCUGUAAGCCCUGCCUGCUCUCCUGUAAUAAUGGACACUUCUGGAUGUUCAACAGUGACGCUGUCUCCACCCUCAACAGACUGGAUUCAACAGGCCUUAACCUCCUCCUCUGGGGCGACCUCCCAGAGCUCGACGACAGCGAGAACGAGGAAUCAGAAACCCCGUCAGAGGAAGAGUGCAUCAGGUAAACAGGAAAUGGACAGAUGUGACUGAAACUUAAAGCACCAACCACCAGAAAGAAGAUGAAGAAGAAGAGGAGGAAGAGGAGGAGACACAUGUACAGUAAAAACCAUGCUUCAGCUGAGAGGGACGAGCCUUAAAGAGUAAUUCAACACUUAAAUGCAGCAAAUGCAAAAUUGUAAGGGGUUCUGGUUGACUUAUUUUUACGGUACUACUACUUGAAAUCUACAAAACAAACUUGCGCGUUUAACCACAGCAAAUUCCAACCCUGGUGUUUUAAAUACUACCUUCAAAAAUAUAUUUUCUUUACUAAUGGAACAAUAUCUCUAAUUUCUAGUCAUUCAGUUGUUGUGUUUCAGUUGACAUCACAACAUUCUCUACGCCUAUAUUGUUUGAUACCAAUGGGGGCAGCUAGAAUGAAUGAAUGAAUGAAUUGUUCAAAUCCAGAUUUUUAUUUAAUACUGUGAGUUCUUGGGUCUAAUCACUAGUAGAAAUGACUUGGUUCAAUAUUUUUGAACCUAGAAUUUACCUUUUGGAUAUUUCCUGGCAAAAGACAAUGUUAUUAAUGGGAAAAACUUACUCUUGACCCAAUCUGGAAUGUAGGACCUCAUCACGUUCUACAAUUCUACAAUCAAAAUGAACUUUAUUUUUUCACACCAAAAACCACAUCACCUCAAAACGAACUGUAGCAGUGCUUACCUCAAAUACUUCCGUGCAAGUUUAAAGUAAAAAUGUAUUUAUUAUACAUUGCUUCUGGUUGUUCUAUUUCGGGCAACCUCUUCCUGUAAGCUGACACAAAUUGCUGGAUUGCCAAUUGCUGGUAAUUGUAUUUGUAUAAUGUAAUUUCUGGGCACUAUUACUGACAAACUUGAAUGUACGCCGACAAAGCUGGUUGCCAAAUCCUUAUCUAGUCUAAUCAUCAACGGGUUACUAUGUCAGAGUUAGUUUUCUUAUUUUUGCAAAAGUGAAAAGUAAAUUUGUGAGCUUCCUUGCUUGAAUUUUGAAGGCUGAACUUGGAGUUGUGUUUUAUUUCAUUAAUCUUUUAACACACAAAUCCUGCAUAUUUAGGCUUAGUAGUUCUUCUCUCAAAUGGAAAACACUCUGAUCCAUUUUGUGAUUUCAUGUUGCAAUAGACUUUUUUUUUCCACAAUGGCCGGAAAUGCCGCCUUGAACUUCUGGUUAAUGCUUUUCUAUGGCAAAAUGUCUUGUGAAAAUGUCUCGCGUAUUCUCCACCAGCUUCAUACAUCUGCCCCAUCUUCAAAACUUCAACCAACAAGGUCCACAAAAAAUAAACAAUCUGUCCAUGAAGAAUUUAUCCACAACUAUCAAGAUAAGAAAGACGAAAGCUUAAAGACGAACAACAAUGACGCAUUAGUGAAUUACUGAACACAACUAAGAAGAAUAUUUAGCAAUUGUGGACCUUGUGGGAAGAUUUGGUGAUGAGGCAGGCAGAUUUAUUAAGCUGGUGGAGAAUACGCGAGGCAUUUCCACAUUGCUGACUUGAAACCUACCGCUUCAUGGUGGAACAGAGUAUUUUGAGCAUUGGAGAUGCAGAUAGACUAGUAUUUAAUAGUUACUCAAACAUGUGUGAAUGAAAAAAAAAACAACAACUCCAGGUCUGUUUUCCAUAAGAUAACAUUAUAACACGACUAAAAGCUCACAUGAAUCAAUUGUGUGUCAUAUAGGAUCUUUAAUAUCUGUAUCAGCUAGACAAAUAUUGUAUACCGGUAUCGGCUCAAAAAAUCCACAUUGGAACAUUCCUAAUCGGUACAAUCCCUUUAAGUGUUGAAUUACCCUUUACUUCAUGUUUAUGGCCUUCUUCAUCAUCACCAUCACUGUUAAAAGCACAGAUAUCCUCUUCGCUCCCAUCCUCUCUGCUGUUUUUGUACCGCUGCGUAUGGACUAAACAAAACGAGGCUCAACCCAAAACCACUAUAGUGCUGUUUCCGAUCAUACUAGGAGGUCUACAACGCCUACAAGUGAAUGCUUUCUCUCUGCUGCUUUAGUCCGGUCCUUUUUCCAAAAAUAUAUAUAAAUAUAUAUAUUAACAAUUAACACAACUUUUUAAUAUUUCUACAGUAACCUCUCUGUACUAUUAAUAUUAAGACUUCCAUUGACAUAAGGCUUAAUACAUGAUAUCUAUAUGGUCUAUAUAUUUUCGGUGUGCCUGAUUGCGGACUGACAGUUUGUGUGUUUUUGAAUUUUGUGAAUGGGGGUAAAGUAGCACAAAUAUUUAUUCUAAUAUUUAAUUUAAGGGCAUAUAUGAUAGAAUAACCUAUACCAGGAUGCUGUACUGACAAGGUGAUUUUGAUACUAAUACAGACUGGUGCAUUGGUGACAACUCACUGAAAAAUCAGAUAACACGUACUAAUGUUCUCAUGUAUGGUUAAUUUGAAUGGGAUUUCUUAUUAUAAUACUAAACUAAUAUAUAGUAUUAACAAAUAAGAAGGUGGAAUUGUUAAUCUACUAAUGACUAACGCAGGUACAACGUGUUUCCAUUGAGUUGUAUGUAGCAGCUUAAUUGUAGCACUGCACACGAAACACCAAAAUUAUCAAAAUAUUUCGUUUUUGGGGCACAAAUUUUCAUAAAUGCAUAUACGUUUUUCAGACAAGUACAGUUUUUAUUUAUUUAUUCAUCCAUUUUCAUAAACGUACACAAAGCCAAGUGUAUAUGUAUACUGGUAGCUGAUUUCCUGUAUUUUACUUUACAGGAUUUUCCAAAAUUAAAUGAAAAAAUAUCUUCAUUGAAUACAUUUCCAGAAUUAUACAAAUUUCUGUAUUUUGCAGUGAGUGACAAUUUGUGCUCCGUUUGAUUUGGGAUACAACUCAUUAUUAUAAUAUUAUUUGUAUAGCUCCUGAUCUUAAAGGGACAGUUCAGAAUUUUGGCCAUAGGGUCUCAUUUCCUAGUGAGCCAGAGUGUUGGAGACGUGUGGAGACACUUUUUGAAAUAUUCCAUCCAGUCCUUGUAUUUGGAGAGGUUUCUGGUGCUAGGCUAGUGCAUGUCAAUGGCCAUAGUUAUGUCUUACCCACUCCACAAAACACCCGAAGCAAAUCUAUUAUUACACCAGACUGUCCAUGUGAAUGUCUGUGUUGAUAGAAUAAUAGAAGAAGUAGAACUAAUCUCGUAUCACUUGAAUCGUCGUAUGUUGAGGGACUAUUUUCUCAGCAGCAGCGAAAUUUUACUGUGCUCCAGUUAGUUCUGAUGAUAUGAACGUGGCCCAAGCCCCGGGUUUCCAAAAUGGCCACCCAUUCAAGUCAGUUUGAGUUGAGAAAAAGUUUAUGAUCUAAAAAUAGGUGAAAAUCUCCACAAAAUCUGACAUUUUUGAAAGUUGUAGGUGCCCUGUCAGACGAACACGAGUAGUUUGUGAUUACAUUGCGCUCUAUGAGGAAAAAAAUCUUCUCUCGGCCCAUGGGAUUUUUUCCGCUGUAGUACCAGUGAGUGGCCACUACUUCAACUUGAGGCAGCUACAAGCUAGCAAUAUCCUAUCCAGUUAUUUUAAUAGAUCUGUGACGUGGCCAUAUCUGGAACAGGCUUCUUCAUGUGCUCUAUGUAUCGCUAUGGCAAUGGUGCUAGGUGAUAUCAGUUUGCUGCUGCCAAACUUUCUAUCAGGAAGUCCAACUCACUGCUGCUGCUCAGACAUAAAUCCUUCAAAUGCAAGGUUGGUUUUACUUCUAAAAUUAUUCUAUUGACACAAACAUUUACAUGGACAGUCUGGUGUAAUAAUAGAUUUGCUUUGGGUGUUUUGUGGAGUGGGUAAGACUGUUUUUAGUGGCAGGCUAACUAUGGCCAUUGACAUGCACUAGCCUAGCACCAACAACCUUUCCAAAUACAAGGACUGGAUGGAUUAUUUCAAAAAGUGUCUCCACACAUCUACAGUACUCUGGCUCACUAGGAAAUGAGACCCUCCAAAAUUCUGAGCUGUCCCUUUAAGGCAAUUAAAGCCUUUAGAAUUGUCUUAUUUUGAAAGACCAAACGCCCAGGACUGCAUUGAAGCACAGUGCAUUUGCUUAAUGGGUAAUUUCAAUGUUACUUUGUUGUUAAUGAAGUUGUCAACCGCUAAUUGGCCUUUUAGCAGCCACAAGUGCGUACGCCAUUUUAAAACACAAGACUAUAUCUGUACGAUUAUUAGCUGUACGACAAUUGCCUUGAUUAUAGUCUUAAGUUUAAUUUAAGUUGUGGUCCACAUUUUCAAAUACCCUUUACUGACCUGCUACACUUGCACACCAAAUAAUAUUUAAUGUAUUCUUAACGAUGACUAGUAUUUAUUUAAAUUACAAACCAAAUAUAGAAAUGAUAAUAAUAUAAUUUACUUAACUUUUUUUUGUUUUGUUUACGGACUUUGUUUACAGAGCUGUUUGUUUUUGUGUAUUUAAUAUUACAUUUGUGACUUUUGUUCAUAAGAAGUGACUGGGUGUGUACAUUGAAGCUUCCUCUG